Molecule: messenger RNA, 3115 nt
Organism: Biomphalaria glabrata
Lineage: Eukaryota; Metazoa; Mollusca; Gastropoda; Planorbidae
Product: GTP-binding protein Di-Ras1-like
Exons: 5
Coding region: 276-1004 (242 amino acids)
Molecular function (GO): GTPase activity; GTP binding
Source: RefSeq, a predicted model, not a curated record
GUCAUAUUCUAUUGAUUAUGUUUUCGCUUCACUGUACUGCUCAGUUAUCCCUCUCUUCGCUCUUCUUUGACUCGCCUUUCUUAAAGGAUAGUACUAGAAGCUCCAUGUAUACCACUGCACACAAUGCUGUCACAGAAAAGUUAAAAUCAACAAAAGUUGAGUUCAACAUGUGGUCAUUGUUGUGUUAGUAAUAUAACUGAUCGAAUUUAAAGAAAUUCUGCGAUGUAAAUAUUUUAUUAAUAUUCAGCAACCCAGGAGUAAAUAAAGAAAUUAGCAUGGCUGAUAGUGAUCAGAGAAACAGAGUUGUCUUUCUUGGAGCUGGCCGAGUAGGAAAGACUGCUAUCUUAAAGCGGUUUUUAUUUAACACAUUUCUUGAGGAGUAUAAAGAGACUGUGGAGGAUCUCUAUGCUAGAGACUACAAUAUCCGUGGAUCGCUUAUUAAAGUUGACUUUCUAGACACAGCUGGCAACUUAACAUUCCCAGCCAUGAGGAGACUUUCUAUUACUACUGCUCAUGGAUUUGUUCUUGUCUACUCAAUCACUCAGGCCGAAUCUUUUGAAGAAGUUAAAAAUCUGUGGGCACAGAUCCAAGAGGAAAGAAGCAGUUACCAGGAAUUACCUUGUGUCAUUGUAGGAACCAUGAUGGAUUUAGAAAAUGGUCGGCAGGUUGAAAAGUUUGAUGCAUUAAACUGGAUUUACAGCAGUGGAUUUUCUGGUGGCUUUGUAGAGGUCUCAGCUAAAGAAGAUGAAAACAUAGAAGACAUUUUCCGAUUACUUUUAGAUCAGUCACGUGGUGAAGGUCGUCAUGUUGGUCCUUUAAGUCACACCCUGUCCACACGUCGGCGAAGUGCUAAUUCACUUGAUGAAAGUGAGCCAGAGAAAAGUGAAGAAUGGGACAGUGAUGCUAAAAAUUUCAACAGAAGUCGCAGUCUUGUGAGACGUGGUUCCAAGCCAAAAGUCAAAAGAACUCAUCGCCGAGGCAAACACGAUUGUCGCGUCUCUUAGUGGCCAGCUGAGCACCAGGUUUGGAGCAAACAACACAACUAUAACUUUAGACAAAGAAUUUUUUUUUACAACAAAUCUUAAUUAUUGUAUUAUCCAGAUGUUGCUUCCAAGAAAUGAGUGAAAAAAUUGAUUACAAAUAUUUUAAGAAUCGGUAAACUUGCGCAGGUGCGUUUGUGUAUGUGUAAGUUUUUACUUAAUAUCUCUUUUCCAUAUUUUUAAUUCGUAUUUUUCUUUCUGGCUUUGUAAAAUAAUUAUCCUCAUAAAUAGCUUUAUUGUGUUAAUAUUUACCUCGAACGAGGAUGAGUUUUUGGUUAUUUUUAAUUUCACAGAGCCUUAUUUGAGUAUUAAUGAAGUAAAUAACAAAUCGAUAUUAUUACAAUUUUUAUUAAUGUUUUAAACAAAUAUGAAAUUAACAGAGUUGUUUUCACUUUAAAAAAAUUUAACGCUUUUACCGUUUUUUGCAACAAAAAAAGGCCUCUAAACUAGACAUGUGUAUAUCUCUGGCAAAGAGACUUCGUCUUUCACACGUUACAAACAGUGGAUAUUGUCUCGGGCACCGAAUGACUUUUUCGUUAGCCAAACAGGUCUACAACAAGGGAACAAUAAAGACCAUUACAGGCUACAGGCACCACACUGCGUGUUUCAAACCUGCAUCGGCCUUUUCUUCAACUUCUUUGACUUUAACGGACUUCAAAUUUAACCAUUAAUAUGUCCUUUUUUAAAGGUGUCGUACUUUCUAAAAGGAGAGGGUGGGUGGUAAAAAUAAGGGAGGCACCAUACAGUAGCUCCGGUUCCGCUGGAAUUUCCGACCAUUUUUUAAUAUCCGGCAAUUUUCGGCUCCGGCCUAUUCUGCAGUAUAGUUGGCGGAAAGUAAAAAGUGCACAGGAGUACCUAUAUUUCUUUUAAUAGGUAUAAAAUUGAAGUAGUUCCAUUAAUGCCUGUUAUGAAAUGUAUUAAAGUUGAUAUUUAAAAUAAAAUAAUUAGGUUAAAAUAUAGGAAUAUGCAUGUUUUAUUACAAAGACAAAGCGUGUUAAUAUAAAUAGAAAUGAAGCUUUACAAUAUAAAUGCGCAUUACAUACAUAGUAGCAACGGUUGGUAAUUUUUGUUUGACUUUGUCUUAACGUUUGAGUGAGUCGGUGAACUAUGUCAAACUGGCCAGACGUCUAGCUGUGCGGCUACAUCAUCAGAGGUAGAAAUGAACACCUUCCACCCUUUUUAUUUUUUUUAGUCCAUAACAUUCAGCUUAUAGCUAGACAGGUGGACGCAAUGACGGCAUGUUGACAGUAAGUUUGUUUACUUGAUAGUCAAAAUCGUUAUAGUUGGUAUUUUGAUAACGUCACCAGUUGCCUAUGACCUAAUGAUAAAAUAUACAUAAUUUUUUAUAUUCAAAAUUAAGGACGCUAUUAAAGAGUGUCUAAUUUUCCUAUGCCUAAUUUUCCACACAGUCAAAGAGUGCCUAAAUUUCGGUAUCCUUAAUUUCCGGGUACCUAAAUGUAAAAAAAAAAUAAAAUAGAAAAUUUCCCCUUUCAGACCACGUGGUCUACAGGCCAGGUGAUGUUAAGGUCAUCUCUUUGUUCAACGGUUAACUCGCAGAAUUUCAUGUGGCCAUAACAACCACCAACCGUCUCUACUUUCCCCAACCAAAGUCAGGUACCCAGAGUUGGGUAGACUCAGGGGCGCCCAAAUAUCCCGAAAUUCAAAAUCCCAGUCUUUACCUUAUUUCUAAAUGUCCGGCUUCCUAAAUGUCCUGCUUCCUAAAUGUCCGGUGCUUAAACUACGAGUGCUUCUAUUUCCUAGAUUUAGAUACCCGGAGACAGGACUUGUGCAGCUCCCAAAACUACAGAAAAUAGAUUUGUGGCAGUACUCCGCCAACGUUUUUGUGUGGCAAUUUUAAACUCUAUUUGUUAUCUGUUGUAUAACUUAAAAUGGUAUAACAACUUUUUAAGAGAGGUAGAGAAAAAUACAAAAUAAUAAGUUCAAAAUAUAAUAUAUCUAUUAUAUAAAGCAGAAUGUUUGGCGUAUGUAUGUAUGUAUGUAUGUAUGUAUGUAUGUAUGUAUGUAUGUAUGUAUGUAUGUAUGUAUGUAUGUAUGUAUGUAUGUAUGUAUGUAUG